CAUUUUUAUUCUACAAAAAUGUUAUCAGCGUUUAGAAAUAUUCCACUUGGAGCAAAACAAUUUUCUUCAAUUUUUUUAAGACCUUGGAGAAGAUUUUCUCUUUCUUCUUUAUCAAAUACUCAACAAAAUGGGCAAAAAGAACAGAAAAAAGAAAAUCAAAGGAAAUUUGUGUUGGCUAAUGAACGUUUAAAUACUAUUCCAAAUUUACUCAGUGCUGGAAGAAUUGUGGCUACUCCAAUUAUUGGGUGGUUGGUGGUAAAUGAGUUAUAUUCACCUGCUUGUGUACUCUUUGUGAUUGCUGGUGUUAGUGAUUUGGUCGAUGGCUUUAUUGCUCGUCGUUUCCCUUCACAAAAAUCUCUCUUUGGAAGCAUCAUUGACCCCGUGGCAGAUAAAUUUUUAAUUAGCACAUUGUUCAUUACACUCACUUAUAUGCAUUUAAUACCAGUUUAUUUAACUGUAAUUGCACUUGUAAGGGAUGGAAUGUUAGUCACUGGAGGCCUAAUUCUUCGUUAUAAAAUGUUGGAUCCACCAAUUACUUUUACAAGAUUUUUUAAUCCAACAAUUUCGUCAAUUCAAAUAAAUCCUUCGAAAAUUAGCAAAUUCAAUACAGGCCUCCAACUUUUGCUUCUUUCACUUAGUCUGGCAAGUCCAAUUUUUCACUUUGUUGAUCAUCCUGCUCUUCAGAUUCUCAGUAUUUUGACUGCCUGCACAACAGUUUACUCGGGUUUACAAUAUGCUUUUUAUUCAGGAAUUUUACGAGUUAAACUUAUAAAACCUAAAAUUAAAUAA
Molecule: messenger RNA, 789 nt
Organism: Meloidogyne enterolobii
Lineage: Eukaryota; Metazoa; Nematoda; Chromadorea; Rhabditida; Meloidogynidae
Source: the annotation of a GenBank genome assembly